UACAGCAUUUAACUCCUAUUUUACAGUAUAAUCUUGCCAUGUAAAACCAUCUGUAAUAUUACAACCAGGAAUUUUAUUUUCACAGCAAAACUGUAAAAAGUGCACUGAUUUCACACCAUCAAACUGUAACAUUACAGUAAAAUAUUGACUUGGAAGUCACGUGACACAGGCAGCCUAUAUACUGCCAGAACAAUGAAUGACGGAUGUAACAUAUAAUGUUCAUGAAAUUUAAAGACAUAAAAGUUCAAAGAUGAGCUGAUUUUUGUUAGGUGGUAAAAGUUAUUUUACAUUUUGUAGUGGACUACAACUCUUGAGUUGCCUUUUCUGGACAAAUGUUGGAGCAUUAAACGUUCCAGAAAAUUAUUGCUUUUUUCCGUCCGGCGGAUCCACGGGCAGACUGGAAGGGGAGGAGACUUCCUCUAACCGAACUACUAAUUUGAACUGAAGGCGCGAAAUCCCUCUUUCCCUUUCUCCGCCGGUGAAGAAGGUUGGACUGACAUCUUGAUACUUCUGUACCUGUGUCACACAAAUUUGUAGUUCCUGUUGCUGGUGCGACUAAGAUCACCAGAGAGCGAGGCUGACCACACUAAGCAGUAUGAGUAAGGGUGAAAAUGAGGAUACAGGAUAUGUGAGGAGAGAUGUUAAGGAAGCAGUGUGGUCAUACUUGCCUGGUCUCCCUGGUGGCCUUCUGACCACCAUGCUGGAUGGUCUCGGAGUGGACUCUAUUGAAGAUCUCACCUUGUUGGAGGAAAAGGAUCUGGAGAAAUACCUCAAACCCAUCCAAAGUCGGAAGUUGAUGAAGGGAAUCAAGGAUGGACUUGUUACUCUUAAUAUGGAGUUGGUCUCUGCUCCUGAUCCAAAUGCUCUAAAUUCCCAAACUCCAAGUUCCCCAAACACAACACUCCAGUCUCCAAAUCACCUGUUGUCCAGCCCUCCAAGCACGCCACACGCCUCACAGCCAGGGGUACCAUGGCAUGUUGACUUUCAUCUCAACUUGGACCAGAUGUCAUCAGCUGUUCGACGUAGAGUGGAAAAACAACAAAGACCAUUACCAGACGAAAGAAGGGCCUUCGUGGUUGCGCUUGUGGACCAAAUGAUGAAGCACGACCAAAACCCAUCCAGAGCCAUGUGCUACAACGUUGUGAGAAACAUUGUCAGGAGACAUCCAAAGUCAUUUGCUGACAUUGGAAAGUAUGGUGAUACUACAGGAGAUGGCUGCUAUUCUCUACUACAGCAAGUGAAAACAAGAGUGGAGUACCACAACAGAACCAAAACUCUUCUUCGACACCGCAGAAAACGCUUCACAGGAAUCGCAGGAGAGAUCAGACAAGAGAGAGGUCCUGUUGACCAGUACGGGUGUGUCAGGUGGGGCCCAUUGGAUUUCCCAGAGGGGGAGACCGAGGCAUCGUUGAUGAAGAUGAAGAGGGAUCUACUGAACAUCUACUCAGAGGAAGGAAUGAAAGGGGCGGAGAGAGCAGAACCAAUGAUGGAAAAGACAUAUGUCAUCCUCCGGCAAUACCUUAACAAAAUGCCUGCUGCAGCAAUGUCUGACAUCAACCUAUAG
This is a messenger RNA of Nothobranchius furzeri (turquoise killifish), 1564 nucleotides long. The record is from RefSeq and is a predicted model, not a curated record. Lineage: Eukaryota; Metazoa; Chordata; Actinopteri; Cyprinodontiformes; Nothobranchiidae.